Messenger RNA from Colletotrichum scovillei, 2724 nucleotides. RefSeq lists its product as uncharacterized. The transcript is spliced from 6 exons. Lineage: Eukaryota; Fungi; Ascomycota; Sordariomycetes; Glomerellales; Glomerellaceae. The record is from RefSeq and is a predicted model, not a curated record. Bases 1 to 2724 code for a protein of 907 amino acids. Gene Ontology annotation, biological process: proton motive force-driven ATP synthesis. Gene Ontology annotation, molecular function: proton-transporting ATP synthase activity, rotational mechanism.
AUGAACUCCUUCCGCUUCGCGCGCGCGGCCCUCCGAGCCCGCCCUGCUGCCUUCCGCGCUCCCCUCCAGCGCAGAACCUACGCAGAUGCCAUCAAGCUGAGCUUGUCCCUUCCUCACCAGUCCAUCUACCAGUCCCAGGAUGUCGUCCAGGUCAACAUCCCCGCCGACUCCGGCGAGAUGGGUGUCCUCGCCAACCACGUUCCCGCCAUUGAGCAGCUGAAGCCCGGUCUGGUCGAGGUUGUCGAGGAGAGCGGCCCCAGCAAGCAGUUCUUCCUGUCCGGCGGCUUUGCCGUUGUCCAGCCCAACUCUGUUCUCAGCAUCAACGCCACCGAGGGAUACCCCAUUGAGGACUUCAGCGCCGAGGCUGUCAAGUCCCAGCUUGCCGAGGCCCAGAAGGUCGCCAGCGGCAGUGGAAGCGAGUUGGAGAUCGCCGAGGCGAAGAUUGAGGUCGAGUCAAUGUACCUCACUCCUCCACGAGGUGCCGACCCAGACUCUAUGCAGCUUCGCCAAACCGCUUCGACCGGUCGGCUUCGAGCAAGACCGAGCAGGACGCUCAGCCGGCCUCCAAAGAUGCCAAUGGCAUCGAUUUCGGCCUCGUCAAGCCCGCAGAAGCCACGACACUUUUCCAACAACUCCGUUUCCUCCAUUCAGUCUUAUGGAACAGACAUGACAACCUCGACAAUUCGGAAACGCCAUGCUCGGGACAUCUUUGCAGAAUUUGGCAUCUCUCGUCCGUCGGGAUGGCUCUCUGACGACGAAGAAGAGGACUUUUCGCGUCACCGAGAUGGAACCAACAGCAUUCCCAGGCAUGUUCUCAACACGUGCCAUUCCUGCGGCGCAGAGGUAACUUCUCGCACAUUCUGCUCCAUGUGCGGCCAUGCGGUGUGCCCACAAUGUGCCAACGAGAUACCGGACGAUGGCUCGAUCGACUUUGAGCAUACCGGCAGUAGUCAUCGAAAUGCUGUAACCAGUCAACAUCAUAUCUCGAAGGUAACAGAGGAGCACAUUCGGUCAUCUUCCAGCCUGGAAGCUACAGAGACAUCGAAGAAGAAUCAGAGGGCCCCAGCCACCUCGGUCAAUCUCAAUGAGAACCCCUUCAUACUUGCCGACAGGAUGACGAAGAUCACCACGGCCGAACCACAGAUCACUGACAUGACGGUUGGCGCGGGACAAGCAUCAAGGCUCUCAGAUUGUGUUCCUAGGCAAACGGACUUGAAUACUGCAGAGACACAUGGAGAUUACGGGAAUCCAAGGUGCAAUGCCACCCAUGCCGGGCAUCACUCUGGUCGCCACAGUAUUGCAUGCAUUGUCGAGCAGCAAAGUUCAGUAAGCAUGGAUGACUCGGAGCCGCUGCGACCACAUCUACCGCUGGAGGAUCCCGUCCAGAACAAGAUUGACCAAAUGUACCAUCACGCUGAAGAUCUCAGACGUGCACAGCACAUUAUGGAGCACCUGGCCACUGGUUCCGCUGGAAUUCCAGCAAGCAAGCAGAACUCUCAACACACUACUCCCUCUAGACAGCAGACGCAGUCACAGUCUCUUGACGUAGAUCCAGUCAAGAAGAGAGGUUCAGAUUCGCUGUCUGUUCUUGCCGGAGGACGGCUCUCGCGUUCUCCAUCAUGGCUGAAAAGUCCUACUCAGAUGUCAAAUCGCAUGACGAGCAGACUGAUGACAAUGGAGACCAAGAGUUCUCCCCAAAUGAAAACACCUAGUAGUGGAGAUUCCGCCGUAAAGACAAUUAGUCCAGCAUCUGCAAUUUCCUCCGAGAGUGCCAAGAGCAGCAGCCACCUGAUACAAGGUCAGUUUGAGCAGCUCAGUUCCCCAACAGGCGGAGCGUCUAUCCAGUGGCCAAAGUUGAAGAAGGUUCACAAAGAGGCAAACCAUGAAGUGCAGAAGGAGCCACUUCCAUGGCUAAAGAGACCGUUGCGUCGCGUGCAUAAAGAGGAGAACAUAUCGCAGCAAGCUCAGGAACAGAAGGCCGCGGACGUUGAGUCAUGGAGAUCUCAGCUUCGAAAAGUUGCAGCCGCAGAAGCCGAGUCUUCUGAGGGACACAACACGCAUCAUAUCGAUCAGAAGCGGGCAGACAGUUGCGUCUCGUGUGGCCACGACACACCAUCACCGCGUGUUCCCGCCGACAGGCGAAACAGUACAUCAAAUGCUGCCAAAGCCUCUCUGGAGGAAUUUGACAGGACGGAGCAAGUCGCUCAGGAGGACCAUGCUUACGCUAUGAGGCACAAGCGUCUUGAAGAGAUGAAGAAAUCGAUCUCUCAGAGAUCGAGCUCAAGGACCUCGUCAACGACGAAGAUUGAAUCAAAGACUGUGAGCCAAGUCACCCGAAAUUUGGAGGCUACUCACUCUACUUCGGAAACAUUCGAAGUCGAAGACGCCAGUGCCAACGGCAGCGUGGAGCUGGUGGAGCGAUUGUCUCGACCUCUUGAUGACGAAGUCGAGGUAUUCAGUCCGCUACCAAUCAUGCCACCGAACCAUACAUGCUCUUGGAAGGAGAGAUAUCUGAAUUUGACAGCGGAGGUGCGGGAGUUGAAGGCGGAAAUCGUUUCUCGAGAACGACGCGACACGCCUGGGCACGCGGACGUGGGUGUCAACGUCAGCCAGGAUGAUGAUUACGAAUUGGGAGUUGAAGGGCUCACCAUUGUCAUGCAUCUCAGAGGCAAAGACGAUUUGAUCAUCAACACUGACUUGACGCAUGCCUCUUCCGGACUUUGA